Molecule: messenger RNA, 7465 nt
Organism: Manis pentadactyla (Chinese pangolin)
Lineage: Eukaryota; Metazoa; Chordata; Mammalia; Pholidota; Manidae
Gene: LAMB4
Product: laminin subunit beta 4
Exons: 35
Coding region: 148-5505 (1785 amino acids)
Biological process (GO): axon guidance; substrate adhesion-dependent cell spreading; basement membrane assembly
Cellular component (GO): basement membrane; laminin trimer
Molecular function (GO): extracellular matrix structural constituent
Source: RefSeq, a predicted model, not a curated record
CCCUUAGGUGCCUCGGGGAAAAUGUUUUUUGCUUAAAUUGACUCUCGCUUUCAGGUGUGCCGUUACAUGCCCUGUUUGCUGCCUGCACCUCUCAACACAGACUCUCAAAUCCGGCAGAAUUUAAUUUAAUCAUUUCCUGACAAAACAAUGCAAUUUCAACUGACCUUUUUUUUGCACCUUGGAUUGCUCCGUUAUGCGAAAGCUCCAGGUGAAUGCAGCUGGGGUGCCUGUCAUCCCCCCACUGGCAAUCUCCUAGUGGGCCGCAGUGCGCAGCUCACAGCUUCUUCUACCUGCGGGCUAGAGGGAGCCCAGAAGUACUGCAUCCUCGGCUACCUUGAGGAGGAACAAAAAUGCUUCAUCUGUGACUCCAGAUUUCCUUAUGAUCCCUACACCCAGUCAAACAGCCACACCAUUGAGAAUGUAAUUACAAGUUUUGAACCAGGUAGAGAAAAGAAAUGGUGGCAGUCUGAAAAUGGUCUUGAUCAUGUCAGCAUCAGAUUGGACCUAGAGGCAUUAUUUCAGUUCAGCCACCUUAUUCUGACUUUCAAGACUUUCCGGCCUGCUGCAAUGUUAGUUGAACGUUCCACAGACUAUGGACACACUUGGAAAGUGUUCAAAUAUUUUGCAAAAGACUGUGCUACUUCCUUUCCCAACAUCACAUCUGGCCAGCCCCAGGGAGUGGGAGACCUUGUUUGUGACUCCAGAUACUCGGAUAUUGAGCCCUCAACUGGUGGUGAGGUUGUUUUAAAAGUUUUGGAUCCCAGCUUUGAAAUAGAAAACCCUUACAGCCCCUACAUCCAGGAUCUUGUGACAUUAACAAACCUGAGGAUAAACUUUACCAAACUCCAUACUCUUGGGGAUACUUUGCUUGGAAGGAGGCAAAACAAUUUCCUUGAUAAAUAUUACUAUGCUUUGUAUGAGAUGGUGGUUCGGGGAAGCUGUUUUUGCAAUGGCCAUGCUAGUGAAUGUGGCCCAAUGCAGGAGGCACGAGGAGAUGUCUUCAGCCCCCCUCAAAUGGUUCCUGGACGGUGUGUCUGUCAGCACAACACAGCUGGCCCCAACUGUGAGAGGUGCAAGGACUUCUUCCAGGAUGCUCCUUGGCGGCCGGCGGCCGGCCUCCAGGACAACACUUGCAGACCGUGCAGCUGUAAUGGCCACUCUGACCUCUGUCACUUCGACAUGACUGCAUACCUGAGGAGCGGCGGCCUCAGCGGAGGCGUGUGUGACGACUGCCAGCACAACACCGAGGGGCAGCACUGUGACCGCUGCAGACCCCUUUUCUACAGGGUCCCCCUCCAGGCUAUCUCGGAUCCCUAUGCCUGCAUUCCUUGUGAAUGUGACCCUGAUGGGACCAUAUCUGGCGGCAUUUGUGUGAGCCAGUCUGAUUCUGCCCUGGAGUCUGUGGCUGGCCAGUGCUUGUGUAAGGAGAACGUGGAGGGAGCCAAGUGCGACCAAUGCAAGCCCAACCACUACGGGCUGAGUGCCACCGACCCCGUGGGCUGUCAGCCCUGCAAUUGUAACCCCCUUGGGAGUCUGCCCACCUCGACCUGUGAUGUGGAUACAGGCCAGUGCUUGUGCCAGUCAUUUGCCACCGGACCACACUGUGAAGAAUGCAUUGUUGGAUACUGGGGACUGGAAAAUCAUCCCCAGGGAUGUUCUCCCUGUGACUGUGAUAUUGGAGGUGCUUAUUCAACCAUAUGCUCACCUGAGGAUGGGCAGUGUGAGUGCCGCCCGCACAUCACUGGCCCCGGCUGCACAGAACCAGCCCCCGGCUACUUCUUUGCACCUUUGGAUUUCUAUCUCUACGAGGCAGAGGAGGCGAUGCCACUCCAAGGACUUGCACCUUUGAUAUUAGCAACAGCUUUGCCUACAUGUGACGUGUAUUUCCAGCAACAAGGAAAUGAUUUCACCAUUGACAAAGGCAAUGUAAUAUUGAAGAGAAAUCAGAAGCAGAGCAUACCUGCUGACCCACAGAUGGAGGGCUCGGUGACUUUUGGCCAGGCGCCUGCUGUUCACAUUGUUUUCCCAGAGCUGCUUCCUGGGACCCCUGUUACGUGGACUGGACCUGGAUUUGCUAAGGUUCCUCCUGGGGCUGGCUUGAGAUUUGGUGUCAACAACAUUCCCUUUCCCAUGGACUUCGCCAUUGCCAUUCGCUAUGAAAUUCAGUCGGCAGCUGACUGGUCUGCCCAGAUCAUGAUUAAUCCACCUGGAGGGAGCAAGCAGUGUACACACAAGACCCAACAGCCAAGGCUUCAGUCUUCUGCUUUACCAGCAGCUUCCAGAAUCGUGCUGCUUCCCACACCCAUCUGUUUAGAACCAGAUGUACAGUAUUCCAUAGAUGUCUAUUUUUCCCAGCCUUCGGAAGGACGGCCCCUCGCUCAUUCACAUAUCCUGGUCGAUUCUCUUGGUCUUAUUCCCCAAAUCAAUUCUUUGGAGAAUUUCUGUAGCAAGCAGGAUUUGGAUGAGUAUCAGCUGCACAACUGUGUUGAAAUUGCCUCGGACACGGGGCCUCGGGUGCUCCCUGGUGCAUGUGAAAGGCUUAUAGUCAGCAUGUCUGCCAAGCUGCACAAUGGGGCAGUGGCCUGCAAGUGUCACCCCCAGGGCUCAGUGGGACCCAGCUGCAGCCGGCUCGGAGGCCAGUGCCUGUGCAAGCCUGGUGUGGCCGGGCGCUGCUGUGACAAGUGCUCACCAGGAAGCUAUGGUUUGGGGCAUCAUGGCUGUCACUCAUGCCACUGCCACCCUCAAGGCUCAAAGAACACCGUGUGUGACCAAAUAACAGGAGAGUGCCCCUGCCAGGAAGAGGUGGCUGGCCGCCAUUGUGAUCAGUGCCUGACAGGCUAUUUCGGAUUUCCCAACUGCCGCCCUUGCCUUUGUAAUGGGUUUGCUGAACUUUGUGAUCCGGAGACAGGGUCGUGCUUCAAUUGCAGGGGCUUUACAACUGGAAGAAACUGUGAAAGAUGCAUUGAUGGUUACUAUGGGAAUCCUUCCUCAGGACAGUCCUGCCAUCCUUGCCCAUGUCCAGAUGUUCCCUCGAGUGAUCAAUAUUUUGCCCACUCCUGUUAUCAGAAUCCCUGGAGCUCAGAUGUAAUCUGCAAUUGUCUUCAAGGUUAUGAAGGUAAGCGGUGUGGAGAAUGCUCUGCCGGUUUCUAUGGAAAUCCACGAAUUUCAGGAGCACCUUGCCGGCCGUGUGCCUGCAACAGUAACAUUGAUGUAACGGACCCAGAGGCCUGCAGCCGGGUCACAGGGGAGUGCCUUAGAUGUCUGCACAACACCCAGGGGCCCCGCUGCCAGUUCUGCAGGCCAGGUUACUUCGGAUCGGCCAUCAAUCAGACCUGCAGGAGAUGCUCCUGCCAUCCUUCUGGUGUGAAUCCCACUGAGUGUCCCCCUAGUCGGGGAGCUUGCCUCUGUGACCCUGACACUGGUGCAUGCCCUUGUCUGCCCAACGUCACGGGUCAGGCCUGUGACCACUGUGCUGACGGGUACUGGAAUCUGAUCCCUGGCAGAGGAUGUCAGCCAUGUGAUUGUGACCCCGGGACUUCUCACAGUAACCGCUGUGACCAGCUUACAGGCCAGUGUCCAUGUAAAUUAGGCCAUGAUGGGAAACGCUGCAGUGAGUGCAAGGAAAAUUAUUACAGUGAUCCGCUGGGACGAUGCCUUCCAUGUGACUGCAACAGGGAAGGUUCCCAGAGGCCCGUGUGUGACCAGGGCACAGGCAUGUGCCACUGCCGGGAGGGUGUCAGUGGCCAGAGAUGUGAUCGCUGCGCCCGGGGUCAUGGCCAGGAAUUCCCUGCUUGUCUUCGGUGCCACGUGUGCUUUGAUCAGUGGGACCGCACCAUUUCUCCCCUCUCCAAAGUGGUGCAAGGGUUAAUUAGGCUGGCUGCCAACAUGGAAGAUAAAAGGGAGACGCUGCCCAUCUGUGAGGCCAACUUCAAAGGCCUCAGAGAGAACUUGUCUGAAAUAGAAAGGAUUUUGAAAGAUCCUGUUUUCUCAUCUGGGGAAUUCUUAAAAGUCAAGGAUUAUCAUGACUCUGUCCGGAAACAAACCAGGCAGCUAAGUGAGCAACUGAAAACAGUGUAUGAAUUUCAAGAUUUGGAAGAAAUAUUAGUAAGAAUGAGGAGUGAAGCAGACCUUUUGCUUGAAAGUCUCAAAGAAGAAAUUGAUUUGCAUUCCACUGUCCGUAAUGCAAGCAUCAUGGAUGUCUCAGAGAACAUCAAGAAGUACUAUCAGAGAUCACUAUCUGCUGAAAAGAAAACUAAUGAAACAACUGCCAUCAUAAAUAACUCUGAAAAAACCAGGAGGGACUUACGCACCAUUGUGGAUACACUAACUGCAACAGGAAACCUAUCAUUGGAAAAACUGAAGCAGAUUAAGAUACCAAAUAGCCAAAUAUUAUAUGAAAAGGUGUGUGGAGAACGAGGGGACGUGUGUGCACUCUCGUGCUGUGGUGGCCCCCUGGCCCUCUCCGGGACUGCCCUGCAGAAAGCUCAGGAAGCAGAGUCCAUGAUUCACAGUUGGAGCAGCCAGGCUCACAGAGUAAAGAAUCAGAUAAAAAAUAUAAGUAAACUGGCAGAAGGCUCCAAAUCUAUCUUCCAGCUGAGUGAGAAACUGAGGAAUAUGAAAAACCAAAGUGAAUCUGAAGAAGAAGAAAUGAAUCUUUUAAUCAGAGAACUAACAAAGUUUUUGUUAGAGGAAGACAUGCCUCCAGAGGACAUAGAGAAAGUUGCAAAUCCUAUACUUGACAUCCACCUACCAGUAACAUCACAAAAUCUAACCCAUGAACUUGACAAAACACAGAAGCUGAUGCAACUCUGUAAGGACUACAGGACAGACAAGAACAGGCUAAAUAAAGCAGCAGGUGGAGCCCAGAAGGUUUUGGUGAAGGCGAAGGUAGCUGAAAAAGCAGCAGCAAAUGUUGUAUUAAGUCUUGACAAAAUGUUGAAUCAAUUGCAACAAGUUCAAAUCACUCAAGGAUGGGCAAAUUCCACCAUCACACAGCUGACUGCAGAGAUAACAAAAAUAAAAAAGAAUGUACUGCAGGCCGAAAAUCAAGCCAAGGAGACUAAGAAUGAGCUGGACUUAGCACAGCAGCAGUCAGGGCUGGAGGAUGGACUUCCCCGACUGCAGACCACAGUGCAAAGGAAUCAAGACCAAGCCACCCGUGUGAAAGCGCAGGCUGAGUCGGCCCGACGCCAGGCUGGGGGCCUGGAGGAGGAGUUUGUAGAGCUGAAAAAUCAAUAUGCUGCUCUCCAACGUAAGACAAGCACCAUAGGACUGACAAAGGAAACCUUAGGGAAAGUGCAACGGCUCAAAGACGCAGCAGAAAAACUGGCUGAGGAUACAGAGGACAAGAUAAGAAGAAUAACAGAUUUAGAAAAGAAGAUCCAAGAUUUGCAUCUAAGUAGACAAGAAAAAGCUGAUCAACUGAAACAGUUGGAGGAUCAAGCCAUUGCCAUUAAAAAUGAAAUUGUUGAGCAGGAAAAGAAAUAUGCUACCUGCUAUAGUUAGAGUUACAGUACAAAAUCAGCCUGUGCCUUCUCUGGCUUCUGACAUGGAAACCUAAGGAGCUGCGCUGAACUUGGGAAACGCAAACGCUCGGCCUGCUCUGCCCGCCCUUCCCCAAGCCCUCUCUGUGCCGCACACCCGCCCCCAGGGCUGGGCGGGAGGACUGGGCCAAGGGAAAGCUGCUUCAAAGAAAAGAAAGGGCAAGUAAAGAGACUGUCUCUGCUUUCAGAAACCUUUCCUCUGGCCUUCCUUUCCCUUUCCUACUUAAAAAUAGUGAGUUACAUAUGCCAGCAUAAAUCUAAAUAUUCUAUUUACUAAUACUCAUUUCCAGUGAACUGAAAGGUUAAAUAAAUUGCCAGCAGCUGGGGUUGAGGAAUGGGAGUUAUCAAUCAACAGCUAUAAAGUUUCAGCUAAGCAAGAUGAGGAAGUUCUAAAGAUCUGCUGGGCAUUACAUGCACAGUCGGUGAUAAUAUACAUUCAAACAUGUUAUGAGGGUAGCGCUCAUAUUAAAUGUUCUUACCACAAUAAAUUUAAACAAAAUAAAUCAGUGUCUCUAAAACAAAGAUGAAAAUAAAGGAUGGCAUGUACUAGAUUGUCUUAUGUUUUAAUUUAGGCUUGCUCUAUCUAUAACACUAUUGUUCUAUCCUGAAUAAAACGCAUACAAUUCAAAAUGUAACUUGUUCUUACACCCACUUUUCUACAUAUUCAUUCUCUCCACCAAAGGAUUCCAUUUCCCCACAUGGUACUAGAACAAUAUUCAAAAAGAUAAAUACUGAACUAUGUUUUAUAAUUUGCAGGCAUUUUUGCUGUAAAAUCUACUUAUUUUUAAAAGACUAGCAAUCAUGUUAUUGUUGUUUAUAAAAGAUCAGAUUGCCUCAUUUCAAAAUGGGUCUAUGAUUUCACAUUAACUUUUUUUGCAUGUGUGAUUAUAUAUAGAGUAUUGCUUGUUUGUGAAAGCUAUCCUGUAGAGGGAUUAUUUUACAGGAAUUUGUCCCCACAGUUUUGAAUAAGCAAAAAUAUACAUCAGCAUUGAUGUAAGAAAGAGGAAAAGCAGCUGGAGCCAUUUUCCCUAAGGGACUGACUCAUAAAAAAUGGAUUUAAAAAGUCAACAAAGGGGCUUUAGGAUUACAUGUAACUAUGAAAUUUCUGAAAAUAUAUUUUAUUCAGGAAAAUUGCAGUUUCCUGGGAGAUUCUGAAGAAUAGAAUGAAACUUUUCUAUGGGAUGGCAGUCUCUUGAAAUAUAUGAUUGUAAUGCUUCACAGGUCUAGCACUUAAGACUUACGGAAGAUACCAACAAAUGACACACAAGAUGAAGAGAGUCGAAAAAUAUAGCUGUUGUAGAGUCUAAAUUGUUUACUCCAAUGUAGAGGGUGGAACACUUAAUUUUACAGGCAUGGUUAUCUGUUUGCAAUAGCAACAUUCAGUGAUCUACCUUUUCAAUGGUCAAAGACAGUGUAAGCAACAGGCCAGAGAGUGUGGACAUGGUUAAAGAGGGAAGAGUUUCUGUGCUCUGACUUCCCAGUUGAAGUCUGGAGAGACAGAACAUUCCCCAGCCAGGAGGGAAGCACAGUGCUCCGCAGAGCCACGCGCAAGGGCAAAGUGAACCCAUCGCCUCUGCGGGCUCCGGGGAUGGCGGUCUGAUGAGGUUAGGAAGCACAUCAAGUACUUUGGAAAGAUUGCAAUUAAAAAGUGGUUAAGCUUUCUCAACUUUGGUGUUUGAGAAGCUUUGGUUAUCUUUCAAAAUGUACAUGUGUGAAAAUCUUUCUUGAUAAUGUCAGAUGAAAAAUUCUAAUGUCCUGUACUGGCUCUAUCAGUGGUUUAAGAUGUACCCAAGGCAAAGCUUCGGUGAAACAGUAUCUGAUACAUUGCAAAGUAAUUUGGUAAUGUUGAACGGUAUAUUAAGAAAAUCAUCUUAAACAGGGAGAAAAGCUCUGGGAAUAAUUCAUUGUGCUACUUAUAUUAA